AAAAUGGAGACUGAAAUCAACAGAGAGAAAAUGGAGACUGAAAUCAACAAUGACUUUCAGAUAGUUUUCUCUGAAGAAUCUCAAUCAGAUUCCACCAUUCGGUGUCACCUAUCUCCUGAAAUCAGUGCUGUCGAUAUGGAGAUCAGAUGGUUUAAGGAAACAGAAUGUGUGUGUUUCUAUAAGAACACACGGUUGAUAGAGGGGGAGAGUUAUAAAGGCAUAAUGAGGCUAUGCAUUGAGGAGCUGGAGAGAGGAAUUGUGUCCUUACAGCUGAAGAAUGUCAGAGAAUCAUAUGUUGGUGAUUACCUGUGUCAGGUCACCAGAGGAAACAGGACAGCGGAGAUAUCAAUAAGGAAAUCAUUAAAGACCAAUGAUGAAGUGCCUCAAAAAACAACCAAAUGGUGUAGACAGAUCGACAAAAUAUGGACUGAUGAGGAGAGAAUAAAAAUGGCAAAUUCUGCAUUAUUGGCAGUUUUCAACAGGCUAGAAAAAACAGAUGCACCAAAGGAAGAUCUUCAGGGUGUCAAUGAGAUGGAAACCAGUACCUGUAAAUGGGAGGAACAGGAAGCACAUCUGGUUGAUCAACAACCGGGAUUUUCAAGUCAGAAAUUACCGGACAGUGAUGUCAAAAUAUGUAUCUUUCGAAAUGGAAAAACAAAUGGCCAUUAUAAGGAUUUUACUCACAUGCUACAAAGCCGAAUUGAGAAUCUGAGAGAAGUUCCAACAGUAGACGAGAGUGACGUUAUUCUGGUUUUCUGUCCUGUUGUGUCCCGAGCUGGAACUGACAUUAACAAAGCACUUGAAAGAUUCACUGGCAAGACAGAAACUAAGCUGGCUGUUCUAGUGGUGCUUCAUCACACAUUUGACCCAGAGAAACCGUCCCAGACAGCAGCAGAUGUGUCAACAGGACAGACAUACUCACAGUGGACUGUCUGUUCAAUGAGGAUCCAGGAUUACUGACGUGUCAGAAGAAUUCAGAUGCAGUUGACAAAGUUGUGAACUGGAUACAGCAGGGGAGGCAAACAGGUGUCAAAAUAUGUCCACGUUCUACUGAUUUAACAACAACUGACUUUACAAACCCAGGAAAAAACCAAACCGAACCAAAUAAG
Molecule: messenger RNA, 1109 nt
Organism: Onychostoma macrolepis
Lineage: Eukaryota; Metazoa; Chordata; Actinopteri; Cypriniformes; Cyprinidae
Exons: 9
Coding region: 4-960 (318 amino acids)
Source: RefSeq, a predicted model, not a curated record